AUGUCUCUGAACCGGGUCCGCACAAUGGACACGGAGCAGUCUGCAGAGUACUCGGUGGAGUACUCGGCCCAGGUUUCCAGUGAUCCGGGCCGUGACGUGGGUCGGAGGCGUGAAGUGACCGUAGUGCAGUCCAGCUGCUGCCGCUGCCUGCCCCGCGCAGUGCGCCUCACCUUUACCCCCGAGUCGUUGGAAAGGCUCUAUCAGAACUACUUCCGUCGGCAGAGACAGGAGAACCUGCUAGUGCUGGUGAUGUUCGCCGCUCUCUUCAACAGCUUCGUCAUCAUCAUGUGUGCGGUGGUGUACACUGAGGACAAACUGGCGAUGGUGGUGGUGGCAGCUGUGGGGCUGGCUGCGGACGUUGCGCUCUACGUGCUGUGCUGGUUGCAGAAACUCCCCGCAUCACCUGUGUGGCGCGGAGCAGUGCCCUACAUACUGUGGCUGAUGGUCACCGUGCAUGUUUUGUGUUACAUGGGACUGAACUACGAGCGCUUCCCACAUGCUAGUGACUCGGUGGGCUGGCAGACUUUCUUCAUUUUCUCCUGCUUUCUAACUUUGCCACUGAACCUGGUGGCCCUGCUUCUCCUCGCUGUCCUCUCGUGCGGGAUUCACACUCUGGUUUUGGGGAUCACGGUGGCUCAGAAGUUUAAGGAUGGCGCGCAGGGGGCGAUGCUGGUCAGACAGUUGCUAGCCAACGUGAUGCUGUACCUGUGUGCCACCAUAGUGGGUGUGAUGUCGUACUACAUGGCAGACAGGAAGUACAGGACAGCAUUUUUGGAAGCUCGUCAGUCACUGGAGGUGAAACUGACGCUGGAGGAGCAAAGCACCCAGCAGGAGGAACUAUUACUGUCCAUCCUGCCCAAACACAUUGCUGAUGAGAUGCUGCAGGGCAUGAAGAACCAGGCAAAUCAGAACGAAGUCCGGCAGCAGCAGCAGUUCAACACCAUGUACAUGUACCGCCAUGAAAACGUUAGCAUCCUGUUUGCAGACAUUGUGGGCUUCACCCAGUUGUCCUCAGCCUGCAGCGCCCAGGAGCUUGUAAAGCUGCUCAAUGAACUGUUUGCUCGCUUUGAUAAACUGGCAGCAGAACAUCAUCAGCUGAGGAUUAAGAUUCUUGGAGACUGUUACUAUUGCAUCUGUGGUCUUCCUGACUUCAGGGAGGACCAUGCCGUAUGCUCCAUAAAGAUGGGCCUGGCUAUGGUAAAAGCCAUCUCGUACGUUCGAGAAAAGACACAAACCGAGGUUGACAUGCGCGUGGGCGUCCACACCGGCACCGUGCUGGGAGGAGUACUCGGGCAGAAACGCUGGCAGUUUGAUGUUUGGUCCACAGAUGUCACUGUGGCCAAUAAAAUGGAAUCUGGAGGGAUUCCUGGGAGAGUACAUAUUUCCCAGACCACAAAAGACAGUCUGCAUGGGGAAUUUGAACUGGAGCCGGGGAAUGGUGGAGAGAGGUGUGAGUACCUGCUGGAGAAAGGCAUUGACACUUACUUAGUUCUAGUUCCUCAGCAGAAAGCCAAUGGACUCAAUGGAAAUACACCUGGUACACUGACCAAUAGAAAUUCCAAACAGUUGAUCAACACCACAGCAUCCAAUGGGAAUGCAGUCUCACAACAGUCCACACCUACUGAGUCUAAAAAGGAGAUGAGUAACAGAGCCGAGGAACAAACCAUCAACAGACGACUCCAGCAGGAGCUGCUGGAGAGAGAGACUCAAAAAAUAAUGAAGGAUCAUGAGAUCAACCCCGUUUCUCUCUGUUUUGUGGAUGGAAAGUUGGAGGACCACUACUCCUCAGAGAAGGAGAGGAGGAGCGGAGCGGCCUUCUCCUGCUGCAUGAUUGUACUCCUUUUCAUCACAGCAAUGGAGGUCUUCAUAGACCCAUUGUUGUUUGUGAACUAUGUGACUCUCGCAGUAGGACAGGUAUUGCUGCUAAUACUCACAGUAUGCUCCCUGGCAGCCAUCUUCCCCAGGAUGUUCUCCAAGAGGUUGGUAUCUUUCUCAAUGUGGAUUGAUCGCACCCGAUGGGCGAGAAACACGUGGGCCAUGGCAGGCAUAUUUGUUCUAACCAUGGCUGUGAUCGCUGACAUGUUAAGUUGUGCACCUCCAUCCCUUCGGAUCUUCAACAGCACGUCUGGUCCGAUGUUGGAGUCGCUCGGUGACGGAGGCUGUGCAGAUAAUCCGAAGCACUACAGCUUCAUGGCUGUGAUGUCACUCAUUGCAACAACCAUGUUGGUGCAAGUGAGCCACCUGAUUAAACUAGGCCUCAUGGUGCUGGUUGUCACAGCAACUGGAGCCGUUAAUAUCUACAGCUGGCGGGACCUAUAUGAUCUGUAUGAUUACAUGCAGUUUGCCUCCUACAGAACAUUGAUAGUGCCAUCCAAGUACCUCAUGACAGUGAUGAUUAUUGUUAUGAUGAUUGGUUUUUACUUCUUUGCACGCCACCUGGAGCAACAGUCCAGGAAACUAUUUCUGUGGAAGAUUGGCGUUCACGAUCAGAAAGAGAGAGUCUUUGAAAUGAGACGCUGGAAUGAAGCGUUGGUCACCAACAUGCUGCCAGAGCAUGUGGCAAAACACUUUCUGGGCACUAAAAAAAGAGACGAGGAGCUGUACAGCCAGGGGUAUGAUGAAAUAGGGGUAAUGUUUGCAUCCAUCCCCAAUUUUUCUGAUUUCUACACUGAGGAGAGCAUCAAUAACGGGGGCAUUGAGUGUCUGAGGAUUCUCAAUGAGAUCAUCUCCGACUUUGACAGCUUAUUAGACAGGGACGAGUUCAGGUGCAUUACUAAGAUCAAGACGAUUGGAAGCACCUACAUGGCCGCGUCAGGCCUCACACCGGAAAGCAACACAAAUGGAUAUGGCAACCGCAAGCCAGAGGACCAGUUGCUGAUUGAGCGCUGGCAGCACCUCGCUGACCUGGCAGACUUUGCCUUGGCCAUGAAAGUCACCCUCAACAACCUCAACAAGCAGUCCUUCAACAACUUUAUGCUACGAAUCGGUCUAAAUAAAGGAGCAGUUCUGGCCGGAGUGAUCGGAGCUCGUAAACCUCACUAUGACAUCUGGGGCAACACGGUCAACGUGGCGAGCAGAAUGGAGUCAACUGGAGUGAUGGGAAACAUCCAGGUUGUAGAGGACUGCUAUGACAUCCUGAAGGAGUACGGCUUUCGUUUUAUCCGAAGAGGGCCCAUAUAUGUCAAAGGGAAAGGCGAGCUGCUGACCUUUUUCAUGAAAGGCAAAGACAAACCCAAUACCAAAGAUGGUGCAGUAACUACUACCCUUCCACACCAAGUUGGAGACCUUCACUGACUUUUUUUUAAAUCUCUUCAAAUGGCAUAAGCCCAAUAACAGGCCUGAGCAAAAUGUCAGUUUUGUCAGCCAUGAAUUUCACAGGAUCUUGUUUUUUGUGCACUUCAUAGCCCAUGUGAAGAAUAUGACGUUAGACUGACACAACAAAAACGCUAAUGCACAAUUAUCAGGACUUUUAUAGCAGUGAACAAAUGUUUAAGAGAAGAAACAUGUUUUGUAAAGUUGUAAACAAAUUUAAGAAUGUCUCAGAGAGCUCCUGAGUUAAAGAUUGCUGCACUUGAUUCACAGAGUGCUACAGACACGAGAAAAACAAAAAUCUACGUCCGAUUUUUUUUAACAUAUUUGAAAAAGCACUUCAUCCUCUUUGAUACAGUCCCUGUGAAUAAAUUUUAUAAGCUCACAUAUAAAAAGGACAUUGUUUAAAUCUUGAAAAACGGUAUAAAAAUGAAAUGCAUCCCUACAGACUAUGACCUGUGACAAGGUGAGGUGUUUAUGUAUUUUGUGUGGUCAUUGUACAUAGACCUAAAGAGCUUUCUGUAGCCUUUAGAAAAAUUAUUAUGUAUGCUUUUAUGUCUGGUAGGUGAUUUAAACAAGAUCUCCAAAUUAUCUGAAAUAAAUAAUACCACAAUAAGUAGUAUUAUACAUGUAAAGAACUAUCAGUUUGUCCAGGAUUGGCCGCUCCAUCGAAUUACACCAAAGUGUAUGCUGUUUCAUGUUCGAAAGAGUCUCUAAAAAGCCAGAAAUUUUCUAUCAGUGUCUACAGGUAACUGUAAGGGUCAAAAUGCAUCUUUCUGCAAUCAGGGAGAGAGUGAAUAAAAUCAAGCUGCAUGGAAGGUUGAAUUUGUCUAAGAGGAUUUUAGAGUAAAACUACAUUUUGUCGGUGAACACAGAUGCAAAGGCAAGGGCUUUUAGAAUAAAUUUCUCUGCACAAAUAGAGUUCAUUGCUUACACUAACGGUAAACAUGGUUUGAUUGUUUUUUUUCCAGACCAAAGACAAUUUUGGGGGGCAAUGUAACCUCAUACAAUUUGUGGCGAGAAUGUUCUGGUUUAGGUUUAUUUCACUGCCUCUGGGAGCACACAGCUUAUAAUGAACAAUCCAAAUAUGAAUUCAGAUCAAAGGGCGCAUGAAGGUAAUGUGAGGCCAUGUGUCUGAAAGCUUGGGUUGAAGCAGAUGUGGACUUUUUAUUUUAACAGGAUAAUGAUCCUAAACAAGAAAAGAGCACACAAAGAAUAAAUGUAGGGUUAGUCAGAACCUAGAAGUGAAUCCCACUGUAUUUUUGUGUGGAGGUUUGAAAUAAGCAGUACAUAACAGAAAAGGUACCAAGAAAGGUACUGAAGGAACUGAGCAUGUAAGAGUGGUCAAAGCUGCUCACCUACAAGAUCAUGAAGUAGCUUCUGGUAUCAGCUAGUUCAUAUUAAUGUUGAAUAAAUGAAUGGAAGAGGUCAGAGGCAUACAACAUCUUUAUCGGUAUGCACUGUUUCAAAAAGGGUCGGGUGUUUGCCUAGCCAAAACAUAUGUAAAUUACAAGUUUUCAGUAGAUAAAUAAUGAAUUACUUUCCUUUUCCCUUUCUUUUUUAUGUAUCUUGCA
Molecule: messenger RNA, 4883 nt
Organism: Pelmatolapia mariae (spotted tilapia)
Lineage: Eukaryota; Metazoa; Chordata; Actinopteri; Cichliformes; Cichlidae
Gene: adcy3a
Product: adenylate cyclase 3a
Exons: 20
Coding region: 1-3294 (1097 amino acids)
Biological process (GO): adenylate cyclase-activating G protein-coupled receptor signaling pathway; cAMP biosynthetic process; intracellular signal transduction
Cellular component (GO): plasma membrane
Molecular function (GO): adenylate cyclase activity
Source: RefSeq, a predicted model, not a curated record